Scutellospora calospora is the source of this 554-nucleotide messenger RNA. The record is from the annotation of a GenBank genome assembly. NCBI's taxonomy places the organism in Eukaryota, Fungi, Glomeromycota, Glomeromycetes, Diversisporales, Gigasporaceae.
AUGGCUGCUUUUUCUUGUUUACUCUGUUCCGAAAUUUAUGAUACAAAAAAAAAAUUACAGAACCAUGAACGAAAUAAACAUAAAAACAACAAAUUUAUUCCACACCGGCAUAUACUACAACAACCUUCUAAUGAAACUUUAUCAUUUUAUCAAGAUACAAUAAUAAUUCAUUUGAAAAAAAGUCUUGGAUUUAAUAGACGCUUAAUUGGAAAAAAAUAUAUAACAAUUGAUGCAUUUCCGGAGAGUGUUUUUUUAUUUUUAUUUGAAAAUGAAGAUAGGUUUAAAUAUAUACCAAGUCAAAGAAAGUAUUAUUGUACUUUGGAAGGUGCUACAGGUAGCGAAAAACUAAAAAGUAUAUUCAAAUAUAAUCAAAUUAUAUUUCGUGAAAAUGCAAGUACUUCAACUCGAGGAUAUAUUUUAUUUGAAGAUAAUGAUAGUCAAUACAAAGUAGUGUUUUGCUGGAAACAAAAAGAAUGGAAAGAAAAUAAUAGACUUUUUUUAACCAGAACUCUGUCAAUUAACUUUACUACUGAUUCUAGUGAAUUUGUGGAUGA